GGUGGUGGCAGCGGCCCCGGUCGCGGCGCGGCCCCGCCGCUAUGGCGCUGUCCCCCUAUGUGCAGGCCAUGCAAGAGCUGUUCCGCGCCAACACCCGGAGCCGUGAGUUCCCGGCGCACGGCGCCAAGGUGCACUCGGUGGCCUGGAGCUGUUGCGGCCGCCGCCUCGCCUCCGGCUCCUUCGACAAGACCGCCAGCGUCUUCCUGCUCGAGAAGGACCGGCUGGUGAAGGAGAACAACUACCGAGGCCAUGGGGAUAGUGUGGAUCAGCUCUGCUGGCACCCCAGCAAUCCUGACCUCUUUGUCACGGCAUCUGGGGACAAAACCAUCCGCAUCUGGGACGUCCGUACCACCAAAUGCAUCGCCACUGUCAACACCAAAGGAGAGAAUAUCAACAUCUGUUGGAGCCCUGAUGGACAGACCAUUGCAGUGGGGAACAAGGAUGAUGUAGUCACCUUCAUUGAUGCCAAGACUCAUCGUUCCAAAGCUGAGGAACAGUUCAAGUUUGAGGUGAAUGAGAUCUCCUGGAACAACGAUAACAACAUGUUCUUCCUCACUAAUGGGAAUGGCUGCAUUAACAUUCUCAGCUACCCAGAGCUGAAACCCAUCCAGUCCAUCAAUGCCCAUCCUUCAAACUGCAUCUGCAUCAAGUUUGAUCCCAUGGGGAAGUACUUUGCCACAGGCAGUGCUGAUGCACUAGUCAGCCUCUGGGACGUGGAUGAACUGGUGUGUGUGAGGUGCUUCUCAAGGCUUGACUGGCCUGUGCGAACGCUGAGCUUCAGCCAUGACGGGAAGAUGCUGGCGUCAGCGUCAGAAGAUCACUUCAUUGACAUUGCAGAGGUGGAGACAGGAGAGAAGCUCUGGGAGGUGCAGUGCGAGUCCCCCACCUUCACAGUGGCCUGGCAUCCGAAGAGGCCCCUGCUGGCCUUCGCCUGCGAUGACAAGGAUGGCAAAUACGACAGCAGUCGGGAGGCAGGCACUGUCAAGCUCUUCGGCCUCCCCAAUGACUCCUAAUGGAACCACACCAGGGGAAGCGAUGCCUGCCUGCUCUCUGGGAUGGGAGGGUGCUUAGUUGGUGUAGUCAGGGCAAGGAGGUGGCUCCUCUCCUUGUCUGCUGGGUGGUGCUGUGGCUCUGCCCUGCGUACCACUCUCAGGAGCAUUUGUGAAAAACCAGCUUCUGUGCUGGGCAGGAUGGGGAAGGGGGGUUGCUGGUAGGGCCCACCUCAAUGUCUGAGGGCUGCUGCUACCUCUAUAGGGUGUAUGUAGGGUUGUUCCAAAGGCAAGUGGCCAAAGAAAAUCACUGUAGGAGCCUCCUGUGAGAGGACCUCUGCUCUGGCCAGGCUCCCCAGCAGUGACAAGCUACCUGACUGUCCUCUUGUUCACAGCAGCCUGGUGGCAAGGGCAGCCCUGGGAGCACAGCCUGUCCCUCCCCCUCCCGGAUGUCUCAUGACCCUUCCCCUCACUGGGACUGCCUGGGGAGGGUAGAGGAUGGGAGUUAGAUGCUUCCUCAGGUGGGGUUUUGGGGUUUUGUAUGUGUGGUUGUUUUUUCUAAUUUUGAUAAAUCUUC
Messenger RNA from Dryobates pubescens (Downy woodpecker), 1566 nucleotides. It is a transcript of the gene THOC3, whose product is annotated as THO complex subunit 3. The transcript has 6 exons. NCBI's taxonomy places the organism in Eukaryota, Metazoa, Chordata, Aves, Piciformes, Picidae. Gene Ontology annotation, biological process: mRNA export from nucleus. Bases 42 to 1013 code for a protein of 323 amino acids. The record is from RefSeq and is a predicted model, not a curated record. Gene Ontology annotation, molecular function: protein binding. Gene Ontology annotation, cellular component: THO complex part of transcription export complex.